This is a messenger RNA of Xenopus laevis (African clawed frog), 3490 nucleotides long. RefSeq names its product mitochondrial intermediate peptidase L homeolog (gene mipep.L). NCBI's taxonomy places the organism in Eukaryota, Metazoa, Chordata, Amphibia, Anura, Pipidae. Gene Ontology annotation, molecular function: metallopeptidase activity; metalloendopeptidase activity. Gene Ontology annotation, biological process: peptide metabolic process; proteolysis. The transcript is spliced from 19 exons. The coding region runs from base 122 to 2236 and encodes 704 amino acids. The record is from RefSeq and is a predicted model, not a curated record. Gene Ontology annotation, cellular component: mitochondrial matrix; mitochondrion.
UGAAUUCCCACCAAUUGCAAGCCUGUCUUUGACGUCCGCCGUCCGGUUCCUCCAAUCUCCAUGUGCCGUUUCCGGACAGCAGGUGCCGGUGUCAUUGGGAGGUUGAGGGGCGCUACAGACCAUGUCUGCCAGGCUACUGCUCCUUCGGCGUCUCCUUUUCCCACUCCGGUUCCAGGUUGGACGCGCUGCCCCGUGGAGAGCUGUGAGCACCGGCUGGUCCCCCGUGGGAGCCGCAUUCAAUGUAAAGCAGCAGCGCAGGCUUGAUGUGUUCGGCAAGAACACGGGUCUGUUUGGAGUGCCCGAACUGAGUUCCCCAGAAGGAUUCCAGAUAGUAGAGGAUAAUGCUCUUCGGAACACAGAGUCCUUGGUAGAGAGGGUUUGCUCCAGUCCACCCAGUGCAGAGACUGUCAGGCUAUUUGACCAGCUUUCCAAUGAGCUCUGCAAGGUGGCAGACUUGGCUGAUUUCGUGAAAGUCGCCCACCCCGACUCUUCCUACAGGGAAGCUGCUGAGGAGGCGUGCAGGAACAUAGGUACCAUGGUGGAGAAGCUGAAUACAAAUACAGAUCUGUGCCAAAGUCUAAGGUGUCUUCUGGGAAAUCAACAGGUUAUGGAUUCACUGGACCCUGAAACAAGGCGUGUGGCCGAACUGUUUUUGAUUGAUUUUGAGAUAAGUGGAAUUCAUCUGGACGAGGAAAAGAGGAAGAAAGCGGUAAACCUGAAUGUGGUUAUAUCGGACCUAAGUAGUGAAUUCCUGCUAGGAGCCAAUUUGCCCAAUCGGAUUGACAAGCAGGCUUUGCCUGAGCACAUUCACUCCCAGUUUCCCUGGGAUGGAAGAUAUAUACAAGUCGGUGGUUUACACGCAGAUUCACCUGACGAUCUGGUAAGAGAAGCUGCCUACAAGAUUUUCCUUUAUCCCAAUGCCAACCAGUUGGAGUGCUUGGAGGAACUGCUUGCCAGCAGAAAUAGCCUGGCACAGCUUGUGGGAUACCCCACGUUUGCACACAGGGCGUUACUAGGGACCAUGGCUAAAACUCCAGAGACAGUUCAGACGUUUCUUCAAAAAUUAUCGGACAAAUUACAUGAUCGCACUUUGAAGGAUUUUGAAAUGAUGGCAGGAAUGAAAAUGAAGCUAAAUCCUGUGAGUGGGAAUCUGAUGCCAUGGGAUCAUCCUUACUACAGUGGUGUAUUACGUGCAGAGAGGUAUAACAUAGAGCCCAGUCUGUACUCUCCGUUUUUCUCACUGGGUGCCUGCAUGGAGGGGCUGAGCUCCCUUUUUCACCAACUUCUCGGAAUCUCCCUGUUUUGUGAGCAGCCGGAAAAGGGAGAGGUUUGGUGUGAAGACGUCCGCAAGCUGGCUGUUGUACACGAAGAGGAAGGUUUGCUAGGAUACAUUUAUUGUGACUUCUUCCACAGAGCAGAGAAGCCCCCCCAGGACUGUCACUUUACCAUUCGAGGAGGGAGACUGAAAGAGAAUGGAGAAUAUCAGCUGCCUGUGGUUGUUCUGAUGCUAAAUUUUCCGGAAUAUAGCAAGAAAUCACCUACUCUUCUCACUCCCGGUAUGAUGGAAAACCUGUUCCAUGAAAUGGGCCAUGCAAUGCAUUCCAUGCUGGGGAGGACACGCUAUCAACAUGUCACUGGGACUAGAUGUGCCACCGAUUUUGCUGAAGUCCCUUCUAUACUGAUGGAAUACUUUUCAAGUGAUUAUCGAGUAGUCAACCAGUUUGCCCGCCAUUACCAAACUGGCCAGACACUGUCAAAGCCUAUGGUUUCUCGCCUAUGUGAGUCCAAAAAAGUUGGGGCAGCAUCAGACAUGCAGCUUCAGGUGUUUUACGCAAUGUUAGAUCAGACUUUUCAUGGGGUACAUCCCCUCAAAGGUUCGACAACUGACAUAUUAAAAGAAACGCAGGAAACUUUUUAUGGGCUACCGUAUGUACCACAAACAGCUUGGCAUCUGAGAUUUAGUCACCUGGCAGGCUACGGCGCAAAGUAUUACUCCUAUUUAAUGUCCAGAGCUGUGGCUUCCAUGGUGUGGAAACAAUGCUUCAUGAAGAAUCCGUUUGAUAGGGCGAUGGGAGAGCGAUAUCGCAGGGAGAUGCUGGCACACGGAGGAGGAAAAGAGCCUCUGCUCAUGGUUCAAGGCAUGCUCCAGAAGUGCCCGUCAGUGGAUGACCUGGUGGAUGCCCUUGUUUCCGAUUUGGAUCCAGACUUCGAAACGUUCCUUAUGGAUUCAGAAUAGGAGUAUGCCAACGCAAGUUGUGAGCCCCCGGGGGCGUAUUUUUUUUAUUUAAUUUUUUAAUAAACUGUUCUGGGAUAUAUUUUGCAUUGGUCGAAUGCAAAUUAGAAUCUGUGCAGUGAACCAUCUUUGCAGUUCUUGAAACAUGGAGGGACUUUCCAGAAUAAUGAUUAUUUCUAGAGUGGGAUUCUCAGCCAUAAAGGUGGCCAUACAUGGGCAGAUUAAAGCUUCUGAUGUCUGUACAUCAGACCGAUUCAGCAGCUUAUCUGCCCGUGUAGGGGGUGGUCCGACAGGUUUCCCUGAUCGAUAUCUGGCCAAUAUAUCAAUCAGGCAGGUUUGAUUUUUCUUGCGAGUGAGGACUGGAUCGGCUAGUUGAUACAGUCCUCAUCCCACUGGUGCCCAUUGCCAUUGUUGUAAUCCAAUCAUAUGGCCCUAAAGCUGAAUGAUCAGAUAAGACCAAUAUCGCCCUGCCUUUAGUGGCCAUAUCUGGUUAAGAUCUUCUAGUGUAUGGCCACCUUUAGAUCCCAAGGUGUCUUCACUACUAAUAUUAUAGCCAGGGUGCAAACAUUAAGUGAUAUAUUCAAUGUCACAAAAUUGACAACCAGAACAAUGCAGAAAAGAGUCUUUAGGCUUAUGGCACAUAUGAUGUCUCCUACACGGCCAUUUUUCAGCCAGAGAGGAAACGCCAAGACCUGGCCAUGCACUGUUGCAAUUCCAAUUAAAUGACGGGUCAUGUAGUCAGGUUCUGGUGAUUUGCCAGUGAGAAAACCGCACGAGGACUCACCGUUUUAGUUUAAAAUCAUGAGUCUGGAACCAUGUCAGAUCCUUCCAUGUCUAGAGAGGAAGGACCUCUCCAGAACUUAGGGUGAGCACCAGAGUUUGCCAAUGAUUAUUCUAGAGAAUAUAACAGAGUUUCAAGAUGGGCCACCUGAGCUGCUCACUAACUGAGGGAUCUUCGAGCAUGAAAUUAGGUUUUGGACUGAAGGACAUACCUUGGCCAAUUGAGUCAAAGUCUGUCAGUUUUAUUUGACCAUGUGUACUCAACAUCAAACUUACUGUAGAGGCAGUACAGAUGACUUCAUAUGCUGGGAUGGUUGACUUUGUUUUUUAUUUGUACAUUGUACAUUUUAUAUACAUAUUCUAUUCAUGGAAAAAGUGAGCCCUUUUUGUAAUUUAUUUUUAUAUGCUGCUGUGUUGCUUUCUAUGUUGUGUUCCUACUCAAGUGAAAACAUUUCAAUAAAUAGCUAUAUAAAGGCA